CCGCCUCCAGCUGUGCGCGGGGGUUGGGGGUGCUGCGUGGGGCGCGACGGCCCCGUGACCGCCGGCGUCCAGGGCAAGGCUGAAGGCCUGCGUGGAGCAGAGGAGUCCUGGCGAGGGAGCCCCGCCCCGCCCCCACCCCUGGGCGACGUGGCUGGCCCCGGCACUCGGGGCAACGGAUUUAAGGGUGGAAGGACACUGCUUACCGACCAAGUCUCCCCUCCUCACCCAGAGCCCCCCGUUUUGUAUUUGCGGGAGAAGAGACUCGCCCAUGAAAUGAAAGAAAGAACAGUGGCUGGAGAAGAAAAAUGGGUACAGGACAAGCUGUUCUUACUAUUGUUCAUGGAUAAGACUUGAGCUUGACUGAGGGCCCAGAAGAAAGAUCCAGUUGAAAAGGUAAGACUGAAGGAGGAAUAGAGAUGUCUUAGUCUGGGCUGCUGUAAUUAUUAGCUGCUGUUAUUAGCUACGGACUAAGCAGCUAAUAACCCACAGACAUUUAUUUAUCACAGCUCUAGAGGCUGGGAGUCCAAGAUGAGAGUCCCAGCAUAGUUGGGUUCUGAUGAAGACCCUCUUACAGGUUGCAGACCACUGACUUCUGGCUGUUUCCUUACCUGGUGGAAGGGAUGAGGCAGCUCCCUAGGUUCUCUUUUGUUAGGGCACUAAUCCCGUUCAUGAGGGCUCCACUCGCGUGACCUAAGCACCAAAAUACCAGAGGCCCUACCUCCUAACACCAUCACAUUGUUGGGGAGGAUUUCAACAUACAAAUUUGGUCGGGGGUGGACACAAACAUUUAGAUCAGAGCAGGAGAAUAUGUCAUUUGGAAACACCUUCUGUCAUGAGUAGCAGAAUAUCCAACACAAAGUGGCUAAAUCGUAAGGCUCUUAAUUAUCUUGCAAAAUAAAUUUAAAGUAGGUAGGUCCAGAGUUAGUUCAGCAAUUCAGUGGUGUCAGGGUUCCAAUUAGUGACUCUGAAUUUCUCUUGACCCUUCCUUUGUGGCCGAAAGAAAGCUGUUGCAGCUCUGGACAUUGUAUCCUCACACAAACACGCCCAAAGGCAUGAAGCAGGAAGACGGGCAGGAUGGGGAAAUAGAACUCUCCUUUUACAGGGAGGAAAAACAUUUUCCCCAGAAGACACCCAGCACACUUGCCCUUAGGUUUUGCUGGCCAGAAUUGGACAGUUGGUGUAUUAAGGUUACAUUAGCUCUAGAGAUGAAAUACCAAGAUAAUAAUGGCUUUAAAAGUUUGUAUUUCUCUCAGGUAAAUGAAUUUUGGAAGCGACAAUCUAAAGCCAGAGUGGCAGCUCUGUUUCACCAAGUCUUUAAGCAUUUGUAGACUUUGUGGAUUGGAAUUCCUCUUUCCAGUGCAUGACACAAGAUGGCUACCCCAGCUCUAGCUACUGUAUCUGCAUUUUAGCCAGCAGGAAAGAGUAAGGGAAUGUUCCUCUCUCCAGAACACAUUUUGGAAUUUUACCUAUUAUUUCUUACAUCUCAUAAGCCAAUAUUUAGUCAGAAGGCCACAACCAGUUGAAGGAAGUUUGAGAAAUGUGGUUUUUAUUUAGAAUGACCAAGUGCCCAGCUAGCUAAUUGUCAAGGUUCUGUUACAGAGGAAAACAAGAGGUCAUCUUGCAGGCAGGUGGUGAUAGGAGUCCAGGAAAGUGUUUGUUUGUUUGUUUUCAGCCUCACUAAUGAGAAGCAAGCAAGGGAGAAGAUUGAAAAUGAGAGUUGGUUGAGUUAAUCAAGUAGGCCUGCUUCAGGGAGAGUUGAAAUUUAAUGGAGCAGGAUCCUGGAGGAUCAAGAAAGGAUGGAUUCAGAGUUCAUACCUUGGGGUGUCUUCAUGCAACAACAACAAUAAUAAUAACUUCCAUGUACAGAGCCCUUACCGAGUGCUUUAUGUGCAUGAUGUCUUUUAAUCCCCAAGAGGCUGCCCCACUUUACAGAUGAGGAAACUGAAGAGCAGCCUUGUUUUCGAAAUGAUUUGCAGGCUGCCAGAGGAGGACGCGAGAGGAAGUCUGGCCCUUCGGAGCCCGCCUGCCAAGCACAUCUGGAAGUGGUUUCAGGGGCCGCCUCACUUGGACAGCAUAACGCCUGGAUUCCCAGCUGCUUGGAGCAGGGGUGGAAGAAACCUGAGCCGCUCCAAAGUCGACGCAAGCAAGGUCGGGGGAGGGGGUCUGGUGGGGGAGAAAGACUUUUGGAAACGUAAUAUUGGCCUUGAGGCUCUCCAGCCCUUUGGGAUUUCCAAUGGGAUCUUAGAAGCAGCUGGAGCAGCGUGAAAGGCAGCAGCCACGAUUUGAACGCUCUGCCCUGCAGCUCUUCUGGACCAAGGAGCCCAGAGCCGUGCCCUCACCGCUUACCAGGUCACAGUUUUUAUCCACGUGAACACACAUGGCUUUAUUACGAAAAAUUAAUCAGGUGUUGCUGUUCCUUCUGAUUGUGACCCUCUGUGGGAUUCUGUAUAAGAAAGUUCAUAAGGGGACUGUGCUCAGGAAUGAAACAGGUGAUGACUCUGAGGCUGCUGAGGAAAUGGAAGAUGAGAUCCCCGUGGUGAUUUGUGCAGCAGCAGGGAGGAUGGGUGCUGCUAUGGCUGCCAUCAACAGCAUCUACAGCAACACCGACGCCAACAUUUUGUUCUAUGUAGUUGGACUCCGGAACACUCUGUCCCGAAUACGAAAAUGGAUUGAACAUUCUAAACUGAGAGAAAUAAACUUUAAAAUUGUGGAAUUCAACCCUAUGGUCCUCAAAGGGAAGAUCAGACCAGACUCCUCGAGACCGGAACUGCUCCAGCCUCUGAAUUUUGUUCGAUUUUAUCUCCCUCUGCUUAUCCACCAACAUGAGAAAGUCAUCUAUUUGGACGAUGACAUAAUCGUACAAGGGGACAUCCAAGAAUUGUAUGACACCACCUUGGCCCUGGGCCAUGCAGCAGCUUUCUCAGAUGACUGCGACUUGCCUGCCUCUCAGGACAUACACAGACUUGUGGGGUUGCAGAAUACAUAUAUGGGCUAUCUGGACUACCGGAAGAAGACCAUAAAAGACCUGGGCAUAAGCCCCAGCACUUGCUCUUUCAAUCCUGGUGUGAUUGUUGCCAACAUGACAGAAUGGAAGCACCAGCGCAUCACCAAGCAACUGGAGAAAUGGAUGCAAAAAAAUGUGGAGGAGAAUCUGUACAGCAGCUCCCUGGGAGGAGGGGUGGCCACCUCCCCGAUGCUGAUUGUGUUUCACGGGAAGUACUCCACCAUCAACCCCCUGUGGCACAUAAGGCACCUGGGCUGGAAUCCAGAUACCAGAUAUUCGGAGCAUUUUCUGCAGGAAGCAAAACUACUCCACUGGAACGGAAGACAUAAACCUUGGGACUUCCCCAGUGUUCACAAUGACCUAUGGGAGAGCUGGUUCGUGCCUGACCCUGCAGGGAUAUUUAAACUCAAUCACCCCAACAGCUGAUAUAACUUGACAUUCUAAAUACUUCCUCUAUAAAUAUACGGAAUUGUCCAUUUGUAGCCUACUAUAACACUGUUCUUUCUGAACAGUACCUUUGAUACAUAUGAUCCACAAUUAAAAAAAAACCCCACUGUGUGCAAAUAGUACCUUGGAUCAUACAGAUUUUGAUUUACUUCCUUAAGUACAAGUGGCACUUAUGAAGGAUUAUGUGAGUGAAAUAUAUUACUGUAAGAAAUUAAACCCAUGUAGAUGUCAGCAAUUUGCUUAACUCUGAAUGAGUUAUUUCCACAAAUUUAAAAUGUUUCUAAAUAUAUUUUUCACAUGUAGAUAUUUUUAAACAGGUUGCCAAUUGCCAAUCUUGUGUUUUGUAGAUUUUUAUAGAUUCAUGUACAUUUAAAGCAUAAAUGUCUGAAAAAAUAAAAUAUUCAUAGAUUUUUAA
Molecule: messenger RNA, 3866 nt
Organism: Vicugna pacos (alpaca)
Lineage: Eukaryota; Metazoa; Chordata; Mammalia; Artiodactyla; Camelidae
Source: RefSeq, a predicted model, not a curated record